Spinacia oleracea (spinach) is the source of this 510-nucleotide messenger RNA. RefSeq names its product secreted RxLR effector protein 161-like. The record is from RefSeq and is a predicted model, not a curated record. The transcript is spliced from 2 exons. Bases 1 to 510 code for a protein of 169 amino acids. Lineage: Eukaryota; Viridiplantae; Streptophyta; Magnoliopsida; Caryophyllales; Amaranthaceae.
AUGGACAAAUCACAUCCAGUCAAUUCCCCUAUGAUCGUUCGAUCUUUGAAUAUGAAAGAUGAUCCAUUCAGACCUCAAGAUGAAAAUGAAGAAAUUCUUGGUCCUGAAGUACCAUAUUUAAGUGCAAUUGGCGCUUUAAUGUAUUUAGCUAACAAUACUAGACCCGACAUUGCUUGUUCUGUGAACUUGUUAGCCAGAAAAGAUGCUACUCUCAUUGGAUAUGCAGAUGCUGGAUACUUUUCUGAUCCACAAAAGGCCAAGUCACAAACUGGAUAUUUGUUCACCUAUGGAGGUAUUGCAAUAUCUUGGAAAUCAACGAAACAAACAUUGACCGCUACAUCAUCAAACCAUGCGAAAUUGAUUGCUCUUUAUGAAGCUGGACGAGAAUGUGUAUGGCUCAGGUCAAUGAUCAGUAAUAUCCAAGAAGGAUGUGGGAUGAACUCAAUAACAGAAAAUCCUACCAUCAUCCACGAAGACAAUACUGCAUGCAUCGCACAAGUAACUGAAUGA